Molecule: messenger RNA, 3093 nt
Organism: Chionomys nivalis (European snow vole)
Lineage: Eukaryota; Metazoa; Chordata; Mammalia; Rodentia; Cricetidae
Gene: Cdh3
Product: cadherin 3
Exons: 16
Coding region: 12-2489 (825 amino acids)
Biological process (GO): homophilic cell-cell adhesion; cell-cell junction assembly; calcium-dependent cell-cell adhesion
Cellular component (GO): adherens junction; cytoplasm; catenin complex
Molecular function (GO): calcium ion binding; cadherin binding
Source: RefSeq, a predicted model, not a curated record
UCCCUCCAGUCAUGGGACUCCUUAGUGGGUCUCUCGCCUCCCUGCUCCUCCUGCUUCAGACGCAGGUUUGCUGGCUACCAAGCGUGGCCUCCGAACCCUACCCGGUGCACUUCGGGGAGGCUGAAGUGACCUUGGAGGCGGGAGGAAUUGAUCUGGAGCCCAGCCAAACGCUGGGGAAAGUAGCACUGACUGGACGUGCUGGACAUGAGAUGCAUGGUGCUGACCAUGGAGAAAUCACCGUGCUGAGCAGUAGGACAGUCCAGGCAGGGACGUCUGCAGUGAGCGCCCUGCCCAACCGCAUCUUACGAAGACACAAGAGAGAAUGGGUGAUGCCGCCGAUAUCCGUCCCUGAGAACGGCAAGGGUCCUUUCCCUCAGAGGCUGAAUCAGCUCAAAUCUAAUAAGGACAGAGGCACCAAGAUUUUCUACAGCAUCACUGGGCCUGGAGCAGACAGUCCGCCUGAGGGCGUCUUCACCAUAGAGAAGGAGACAGGCUGGUUGCUGUUGAAUAUGCCACUGGACAGGGAGAAGAUUGUCAAGUAUGAGCUUUAUGGCCAUGCAGUGUCUGAGAACGGUGCUUCUGUGGAAGAGCCCAUGAACAUCUCCAUCAUCGUGACAGACCAAAAUGACAACAAGCCCAAGUUCACUCAAGAGACCUUCAGAGGGAGGGUCAUUGAGGGAGCAACACCGGGCACGUCUGUGAUGCAGGUGACAGCCACAGAUGAGGACGAUGCCAUCCACACUUACAAUGGGGUGAUAGCUUACUUCAUCCAAAGCCAAGAACCAAAGGAGCCACAUGACCUCAUGUUCACCAUCCACAAAAGCACUGGGGCCAUUAGUGUCAUCUCCAGUGGCCUGGACCGGGAGAAAGUCCCCGAGUACACACUGACCAUCCAGGCCACAGACAUGGAUGGAGAGGGCUCUACGACCACAGCGGUGGCCAUAGUGGAGAUCCUUGAUGUCAACGACAAUGCCCCCGAGUUUGAGCCACAGAAGUAUGAGGCCUCGGUGCCAGAGAACGCAGUGGGCCAUGAGGUACAGAGCCUAACCGUGACUGAUCUGGAUGACCCCGGCUCACCAGCAUGGCGUGCCACCUACCGAAUCGUGGGAGGUGAUAAUGGGGACCAUUUCACAGUCACCACUCACCCAGAGACCAACCAAGGCAUCCUGACAACCAAGAAGGGCUUGGAUUUUGAGGCUCAGAACCAACACACCCUAUACAUAGCAGUGACCAAUGAGGCUGACUUUGUGCUGAAUCUCCCGACGGCCACUGCCACCGUAGUGGUCCACGUGGAAGAUGUCAAUGAGGCCCCUGUGUUUGUCCCACCUUCCAAAGUCGUUGAGGUCCAGGAGGGUAUCUCUUUUGGGGAACUGGUCUGCUUCUAUACUGCCCAGGACCCAGACAAGGAAGACCAGAAAAUCAGCUACCACAUCUUGAGAGACCCAGCUGGCUGGCUCGCCAUGGACCCAGACAGCGGUCAAGUCACGGCUGCAGGCAUCUUAGAUCGUGAGGAUGAACGGUUUGUGAGGAACAACAUCUAUGAAGCCAUGGUUUUGGCCACAGACAAUGGGAGCCCUCCCACCACUGGCACUGGGACCCUCCUGAUAACACUCACCGACAUCAACGACCAUGGCCCACUCCCAGAACCCCGCCAGAUCACCAUCUGUAACCAAAGCCCUGUGCCUCAAGUGCUGAACAUCACGGACAAGGACUUGUCUCCCAACUCCUCCCCUUUCCAGGCCCAGCUAACACAUGAUUCAGACAUCUACUGGGCAGCAGAAGUCAGCGAGAAAGGAGACACCGUGGCCUUGUCGCUGAAGAAGUUCCUGAAGCAAGACACAUAUGAUUUGCACCUUUCUCUGUCUGAUCAAGGCAACAGGGAACAGCUAACCAUGAUCAGGGCCAAAGUGUGUGACUGCUAUGGCCACGUGGUGACCUGCCCCGAGCCCUGGAAGGGUGGUUUCGUUCUCCCCAUCCUGGGUGCUGUCCUGGCUCUGCUGACCCUCCUCCUGGCGCUCCUCUUGUUGGUGAGAAGGAAGAGAAAGGUCAAAGAGCCCCUCCUGCUCCCAGAGGACGACACCCGUGACAAUGUCUUCUAUUACGGUGAAGAAGGGGGUGGCGAAGAGGACCAGGACUAUGACAUCACCCAGCUCCACCGGGGGCUGGAGGCCAGGCCUGAGGUGGUUCUCCGCAACGAUGUGGCCCCAACCUUCAUCCCCACACCCAUGUACCGUCCCCGGCCAGCCAACCCAGAUGAGAUCGGCAACUUCAUCAUCGAGAACCUGAAGGCUGCUAACACAGACCCUACCGCCCCACCCUACGACUCCCUGCUAGUGUUUGACUACGAGGGCAGUGGCUCAGAUGCCGGCUCCCUGAGCUCGCUCACCUCCUCGGCCUCAGACCAGGACCAGGACUACAACUACCUUACUGAAUGGGGAAGUCGAUUCAAGAAACUGGCUGACAUGUAUGGGGGUGGUGAGGAUGACUAGGCUGCCCUGCCAAGCUGUCCAGCAAGAACUGAAGAUCCGUCACAAGGGGAACCUAGCUUCCACUUUGCAAGGACUCUGGAGCUUGCCAGGAAGUGACCUGAGAGGCACACUGCAUCUGACAUGAAGGCCGGACUGUAGCCUCUGAGAUGAAAGGGUGUGGCACGGACUUCAGCACUGAUCCCCUCUCAGCCAGGGCAGGGCUGCUUCUGAGGCUGAACUUGCAGAGGUCUCCCACCUGCCACUCCGUGCUCCGCCCGCCCUCUCAGGGCCUCCUCGCUCUGACGUUCUUCAUGACUUUCCCACGGUUCCCUCUCUUUAGAAAGAGGCCUCUUUCUGCAGCCCUCCCCCUUUUUUUUCUUAUGCGGUUUUUAAAAAGUUAGAGGCUGGAAGGGCAGGGUCAGUGUCCCCUCAGGCCCUCCGGAAGAGAAGCCUCCAGGGCUCACUGGUCCUGGUUUGUCUGAUCUCUGGGCCUUGAGGCCUCACGCUGGGCUGGAUUACUGCUUUAUUAUUAUUUUUUUGACUGAGUAUGUCUAAGUUGUCUUGCAUUUUUUUAUUUUCUCUGUUGUGUCCUGUGGAUGGACAGUGAUGACAAUCAUGUAUAUGU